AUGGAUGUUUCCAAGGUCACCAAUUGCCAAACAAACGUUGGAUCUCAUGCCAAAGCGCCAGAUGUCGCUUCCGAAGUUCCUGAUCCCAAUACUCUUGUUCUUUACUUUACACUUACCUUCUACUGGAGAUUUUGUCACAAAAAUUGUCAAGAAGGAAUCGAUGAGUGGAGACGCAACAUAUUAUGGCACGCUAGAUCUAUCAAGGGAACUAUCCUCGAGCCACCUAGCUCACUUGACGCCAAGGAGGCUCUCAACUUCAAUAUCCUCGAGCGCUUUCAAAUUUAUUUCCUCCCUCAAUACGAACACUUUACGCGAGCUCUAGAUCUUGGUAAACGGGUAAAACCUCGAUUCAUAUUUGACGUGGAUCCUUACUAUCUAGAGGACCAACCUAAAUUUAUCAUCGAGGUGGGAUUCGAGAGGUGGCAACUGGACGACGAUGGACAACCUGUGUGGAAACUCUGCAGAGAUGCCUUCUUUAUACAAGAUCCCCUCACAAUCCCCCCUUCACAAUUUAUCAUCGUGUUCAACGAAAGUGCUUUGGCCGAACAAAUCAUGCAACGACUUCGCUGCGAUGGAUCCGAAGAUUUCUUUCCGAACGCCAAUGGUCAAUACAUAAAGCAAAGCAGCAAGAGAACGAUUAUAGCAAUAGCGACUUCCGCACCACCAACUACUGAACCAUUUGAUUAA
This is a messenger RNA of Botrytis sinoallii, 687 nucleotides long. RefSeq lists its product as uncharacterized. The record is from RefSeq and is a predicted model, not a curated record. Bases 1 to 687 code for a protein of 228 amino acids. Lineage: Eukaryota; Fungi; Ascomycota; Leotiomycetes; Helotiales; Sclerotiniaceae. The transcript has a single exon.